Messenger RNA from Magnolia sinica, 837 nucleotides. Its product is annotated as wall-associated receptor kinase 4-like. NCBI's taxonomy places the organism in Eukaryota, Viridiplantae, Streptophyta, Magnoliopsida, Magnoliales, Magnoliaceae. The record is from RefSeq and is a predicted model, not a curated record. The coding region runs from base 1 to 837 and encodes 278 amino acids. The transcript has a single exon. Gene Ontology annotation, molecular function: polysaccharide binding.
AUGGCUGCAUUCUUCUACUUCUCCAUCUUCAUACCAUUGUCUUACUUCCCACUCACAGAAGGAAGAGCCAUAGAUUACACAGCUAUCGCUGGCUGCCCCAACAAAUGCGGCGAAGUCGAAAUCAGCUACCCAUUUGGAAUUGGAGAACCCCGAUGUUUCUUCAAAGGAUUCGAAGUCGUUUGCAUCCAAAACAUUCCCUACUUACCAGAGUCAAACCUUCAACUCUUAAAGAUCUUGCAAGGAGAAGUGAGCAUCAAUUCGACAAGCUUCAUUGCCCAAACUUGCCCAUCGCCAGCACCAUUUGGGACUGAAGCCUCGAGGUUUCUAUUGCCUGAAACAAGUCCUUAUACCAUUUCCAUUUCGAACCAAUUCAUAGCCAUAGGUUGUAGCACCACAGGAGGAAUCACGGAGAAUGAAGUGUCAUGGAUGUUCUGCUCCUCAGACUGUCCUACAAAGGAGAGUGUUGUUAACGGUUCUUGCGAGGGUCAUGGCUGUUGCACAGAACCACUUCCAAAAAUGAGAAAGAACCUGAUAAUUUUUAUCGAAGGGUACCAGUCAAGCAUCAGCAAUUGCAGCUAUGGGUUCGUCGUUGAAGAUGGGAGAUACAUGUUCAAAGAGACGGAUCUUCUUGAUUUUGAUAAAACAGCUAACAUUAGUAUGAAUCUUGAAUGGUCAAUAGGAGGGAGCUGUUUAUAUCAAACGGGUGAACCGGCCCACAUAUGCGGCAGUAACGCCACAUGUUCCGAUACAGCUGAAGGGUAUCGGUGCAAAUGCUUAGAUGGGUACGGAGGGAACCCCUAUCUCAACGGCUCUCAAGGAUGCCAAGGUGAGUUAUGA